AUGUUUCGCUUUUUCCGGCGUAGCGCACGCUUGGACACCAUGCAGCAGUGCCCCGUUGUUCCUUCUAGCGUUCAGCAGGGGUGUCCCUCGCAAGAGUCUUUCUCAGAGACCAUUGUGCCACAGCAGAAUACCGGGCAUUCAGCGGCUGAUUAUCUAAGGGAAGUCUUUCUUAGAGAGUGUGACACGCGCAUUCAUGAUACGCCUGGGGUGUCCCGAGCUGCCACUGCUGGUCUAGAUGCCCCCUCUAUUUCAGUUCCUGCACCUCUCUCUGGUGUCACAGCCUCUCAAGAAAGGCAAUCGGUACCCUCCUUACUACUCAAAGACAGUAUCCGAGCGGUGCCGCUCGCCGUUAGUUCUAGUAAAAUGAUUUCAACGUCUUCCAAUCCUCCUAUGAAAGCCACACGCCCGCGCGUUCCAAUCACAAAGACCACGAAAUUUGAGGGUGUCACGUAUCUUACACUUUCUCAAGCGCCCACGCAAGAAAGCCCAGAGUUCACUGAUCCCGAUUCUGUUGCUGGUAUGAGACCUCAGAUUCGCGAGACUCAAGAGUCUCCUAGUGAUAGUCUUGAGCAUGAUCUCGCGGAUAGUCUACUGUUUGACAUGGCGAACGCUGUCUCUAGCUCUGUGGCUGUGCGGGCGUUAAGUUGA
Messenger RNA from Giardia duodenalis, 648 nucleotides. RefSeq lists its product as uncharacterized. Bases 1 to 648 code for a protein of 215 amino acids. NCBI's taxonomy places the organism in Eukaryota, Fornicata, Diplomonadida, Hexamitidae. The record is from RefSeq and is a predicted model, not a curated record. The transcript has a single exon.